This is a messenger RNA of Enterobius vermicularis (human pinworm), 1437 nucleotides long. NCBI's taxonomy places the organism in Eukaryota, Metazoa, Nematoda, Chromadorea, Rhabditida, Oxyuridae. The record is from the annotation of a GenBank genome assembly.
AUGGCGAAAUAUUGUUUAAAAAAGCCAAGUAAGCGCAUGACUUGCGCAAAACGUUAUAAAAUUGAAAAGAAAGUUCGGGAGCACAAUAGAAAGAUAAAGAAGUUGGAGAAGCAAAAAGGCAAAAAGCAUAAAGGUUUGAAACCAGUAAGCGUUCCAAACAAAUGCCCAUUUAAAGAAGAGCUGUUAAUGGAGGCCGAAAAAGCUCGGGAGCAAAUUGAAAAUGCUAAAAAGGAGAAGAAACUGAAUCCUUAUUUUUUUUUUUUGUCUUUUGUGUCACAUUUUUUUACAUUACAGGGAGCGAGUUACGAACGUCUAGCGGCGGCUGGAACAUCAGAAAUAGCGAAGAAUGAACUUACUAAGGAAAAGAAUGUUAGGACAUACGCGGGUGAAGUUUGGAAAACGGUUGAAGCUGCGGACGUCAUUAUUGAAGAAUCGGUUUUAAAUGCAGGGAAACGGAUGGUUUUACUACUAAAUAAAAUUGACUUGGUACCAAAGGAGAAUGUUCAGAAGUGGUUAACUUAUCUGCGUGGCCGAUUGCCUACGAUUGCAUUCAAAGCUUCGACUCAGGAGCAAGCGAAGAAUCUUUUUUACAGUUUGAUUUUUAUCCUCAUUUGCAUCGGUGCCGACCUGUUGUUAAAACUUCUAAAUAAUUACUGCAGAAAUAAGGAUAUUAAGACAUCAAUUAGAGUUGGUAUUGUGGGCUUUCCUAAUGUUGGAAAAAGUAGUGUUAUAAAUAGUAUGAAGAGGAAACGGGCUUGUAAUGUUGGGGCGGAACCAGGAGUUACUAAACAAGUUCAGGAAGUGGAGCUAGAUAAGCAUAUUCGUCUUUUGGACUCUCCGGGAGUGGUUCUGGCUUUACCACAGGAUAUGGAUUCUGUAGAACUGGCGUUGAAAAAUGCAGUCCGACCUGAAACGUUAUCUGACCCAGUAGCUCCUGUUCAGGCGAUCUUACGGCGUUGCUCUAGAGAUCUUACUCUUUAUUACAAAAUUCCUAAGUUUGGAACUUGUGAAGAGUUUCUUUCGUCGCUAGCGCGAAGGUUUGGAAAAUUGAAGAAAGGAGCCAGGCCCGAUACAGUAGCAGCCGCGAAACGAGUAUUACACGACUGGAAUGCUGGUAACCUUCGUUAUUAUACCGAACCACCACAACUUUGCGCAGCUGAGAUAUUGACUGAGUAUUCGAAAGAGUUUGAUUUAGAUGCUCUAGAUGAGGACCAGAAAAUUGUUGUUGAGGGUAACCUUGUUGUGCCUUACUUAUUGGACGCUACCGUGUACUUUGUCAUUAAAAAUGCAACUGAGAUGGAUGAAUUUAAAUUCCCUGCUUCGUUGAAGAUUGAUGGGAAUGUUCAGAUAAAUCGUGCUAUAAAGAAGGCGAUUAAACGUCAUAAAAAGAAAGAGAGGAAAACUGGUAAUGCUGAUUUUUUAACUUUGAACGGUUAA